This is a messenger RNA of Mercenaria mercenaria, 1639 nucleotides long. RefSeq lists its product as uncharacterized. Gene Ontology annotation, molecular function: zinc ion binding. The transcript has a single exon. The record is from RefSeq and is a predicted model, not a curated record. NCBI's taxonomy places the organism in Eukaryota, Metazoa, Mollusca, Bivalvia, Venerida, Veneridae. The coding region runs from base 280 to 1458 and encodes 392 amino acids.
UUGAUAUUAAAAUGAAUUACUUCGGUCUGUAUUAAUCUUUUUGUUCAUAAAUGACUCUUUACAUUUUGCACAUAAUGGUAUAGUUCAAAGCAAGCACUGAACAAUAACAAAAUGGCUACCAACUUUAGUGCCUCACAGACACAAGAAUCUGAUGAAGUGCAAGAAAUGUAUUUUGAAGAAUGUGAAAAACAUGACGACAGGUUGAUUCUGUGUGGACUGUGUGGAGUAUUUAUGUGCUAACUGCUUUAAAUAUAAUAGGAGACACUGAACAAUAAUAAAAUGGGUAAUAAGAACACAAUGCCUACCAACGUUAGUGCUCCGCUGACACAAGACUCUGAUGAAGUGCAGGAAAUCUAUUGUGAGGAAUGCGAAAAAUAUGAAGACAGGUAUGCACCUGCAGACGGAUUCUGUGUCGACUGUGUGGAGUAUAAAUGUGUGGACUGUCUUAGAAACCAUAGGAGAAAUCAUAAAAACCAUACAAUUGUAGAUAAGAACAAUAUGCCACAAGAUUUUUACUUCAUAAAGUAUUCAGCUCAUUCUAAAGAGCUUAUAACGUUUUACUGUUCUGAAUGUGAAAAAGGCGCAUGUCAAGUGUGUAAGAAUAAUGAUCAUAAAAAUGGUAGAAAUGUAUCUCACAUGCCAACACUUGUUAAAGACAUACAUUUUUUUUCGGAGAUAAAGUACCAAUUUAAAUAUGACUCAAGUUUAUGUCUCCUAAAUGAAAACACACUUCUGGCAACUGAUUACGGGAGCUGUUCUCUUAUCAUAUUUAAAAUUACGAAGACUACUUCACAAUGCUAUGAUACAAUAAAAACGCUCUCAAUACCUUGGGACAUUACAAAAGUUGCAGACAAUAAAGUUGCUGUUACAUUUCCAAAUGAAAGACUAUUAGGUGAAAAAAUGAUCGAACUGAUUACAUUUUCCGAUUCAAUGUCUGUGGUCGAUUCUCAUUACAUAAGUGUCAGUCAACCGUAUUAUGGUAUUGCGUACAGUAAUAAAACUUUGAUAGUCAGUAAUGAGGAGAAUGAAAAUGUUCAAAUACUGGACAUGUCUGGUCAUAUUAUUAAAACUAUUGGGAAAGAUCAUAAUGGUAAGCCUCUGUUUACCGCACCUAUUCACCUGGCAGUCAGUCCAGACAAUAAAACCAUAUAUGUGUCUGACUGGGAUAGACACACUGUGACGAGUAUUACUUUCGAUGGUAAGAUCAAGGCCAUUUACAAGGAUGAUAAGUUGGCACAGCCAAGUCAGCUGACAGUAGAUGAUUCAGGGACAGUAUAUGUGUGUGGGAGUGCGUCACACAAUGUCCAUCAAUUAUCAUCUGACCUCACCAAAGUGAAGAUCCUGCUGAAUGAAAGUCAUGGAAUGAAUCGACCAGUGAGUGUUGCUUACUGCAAGGGUAACAACAGACUGUAUGUAGGAAUGUGGAACAGCAACAUUAAAGUGUUUAACCUGAAAUAAAACACUUGCUAUACCAUCACAAUGAGUGCAAUUUUCAGUCAAUCCAUUUAGUUCAUUUCAGCAAUAUCUGUUAUUAAAAGCAUUUCUCUUUUUACACUGUUACUAUAAUAUAGUACUUUUGAACCAUAAAACCAUUUAUACAAUGUAAUAUAAUACGGUGAGAUGUUCAUGAUUAUGAUAU